Messenger RNA from Ctenocephalides felis (cat flea), 5944 nucleotides. RefSeq lists its product as uncharacterized. Lineage: Eukaryota; Metazoa; Arthropoda; Insecta; Siphonaptera; Pulicidae. The coding region runs from base 1 to 4992 and encodes 1663 amino acids. The record is from RefSeq and is a predicted model, not a curated record. The transcript is spliced from 28 exons. Gene Ontology annotation, cellular component: dendritic spine; postsynaptic membrane; postsynaptic density. Gene Ontology annotation, molecular function: ionotropic glutamate receptor binding; synaptic receptor adaptor activity.
AUGGCGACGCUGGGCGGCAAUGCUGCCAAUACGAACAACGGCCAACAGCAACAGCAGCAAUACCAACAUCUCAAUCAGCAAAAUCAUCACUACCAUCAGCAAACAUACAAUCAUCAAGGGGGACCACCCGUUCCACCUCAUGGGGUGGUGACAAUUAUUAAUGAUUCGGGAUUGUUAACAAUGCAGUUCUCGCCUCAUCUGCCAAUGAAAAACGGUCUCACCUCCGACCACCACCCACUCGUGACAUCGGCGUCGCCUGACAACGGCGCCCUGGUGGCGUCCCACGUGGGCGAUGCCGGUGACGGCGAACGACGAGAGGGAUGGCUCCUGGUGCGUGUGCACGUGCCAGAACUCAACGUGCAUAAAUGUUUACAGUUUCCGGCUGAUCAGCUAGUUUGGGACGUCAAGCAGCAGUGUCUGGCUGCUCUGCCUAAAGAGCUAAAAGAGAGCUUCAACUACGGUUUGUUCAGUCCGCCCACAAAUGGCAAAGCUGGAAAAUUCCUGGAUGAAGAGCGCCGACUCGGGGAUUAUCCUUUCAAUGGACCAGUAGGAUAUCUAGAGUUAAAAUAUAAAAGGCGAGUGUACAAAUUAACGAAAGUCGACGAGCGCCAACUGAAGGCUUUGCAUACUCGAGCAAAUCUGCGGAGGUUUGCAGAAUAUUCGCAGAAUGGCAGCGUCGACAAAAUAAGCAAACUGUGUGCCAAGGGAUUGGAUCCUAAUUUUCAUUGUCAGGAUACUGGAGAAACCCCUUUAAGUUUAGCAGCAUGUUCAGCUCGUUCUGCACGUACCCUCAUAGCUCUGGUGAAUGGAGGAGCUCUCCUGGAUUACAGGACGAGAGAUGGUGCAACUGCUCUGCACAGGGCCGUUGAAAAGGAUAAUUUGGAAGCCGUUAGAACUCUGCUAGAACUCGGUGCUUCUCCAAAUUAUCGAGAUUGUAAAGGUCUGACGCCUUUAUAUGCCUCGGUUUCACACAAAACAGAUCCUGCCAUAUGCGAAGCCUUACUUCACGACCAUGCGACGAUAGGGGCCAAAGAUCUACAAGGAUGGCAAGAAGUUCACCAGGCAUGCCGAAAUGGUUUGGUUCAGCAUCUUGAGCAUCUGUUAGCUUAUGGGGCCGACAUGGACGCCAGGAAUGCCUCUGGGAAUGCCCCCUUACAUGUUUGUGCCGUGAAUGCAAGAGAUGCAUGCGCACGACUUUUGCUGUUCAGGGGGGCUCGAAGACAAGCCUUGAAUUAUUCAAGUCAAACUCCGUAUCAGGUUGCAGUGAUUGCUGGAAAUAUGGAACUGGCUGAAGUAAUCAGAAAUUACAGCAACCAAGAUAUCGUACCAUUCCGAGGACCUCCUCGAUACAAUCCAAAGCGCCGAUCAGCAGCAUGGGGUCCAGGAGGCACCCCUCUGCUUUCACCGUCUUCACCAGAGCCUCCAGGAGGAGGCCAUCUUUCGCCCCCUUUGCAACCUUCUCCGGAACCUUCGAUGGUGGGAACUAUGCCUAGAAAUUAUCAAUACCAUGCAAAUUCUGUCACGUAUGUACCAGGAGGCACCAUGCCGUAUCAUCAUGGAUUUCCAAGAAGCGCGUUUCAUUUCGAAAGGGGCUCUCCGGACCCGAGUACUGACAGGCCGUUCAGUUCGGCCAGUUCAAGUUUGGGGUCUGAUAGGAGCCAUGAGGAUGAUGUUAGCUUGAUUACAGACAAAUCUGGUGGUGAAGGCAGUGAAUCUUCAGGAGUUGGUACCGCUGGUUCAGAUUUUGUGGUUGCUACCACCAACGGCAGUUCCAAUAACGGUGCAGGAAAUGUUGGUUCCAAUUCAAAUGGAGGAGGAAGUAUGGCCACAUUUGAUAGCGGAACGACAGUGGUUUGCUUGGAACCCUAUUGUCCGCCUCCGUCCAUGAAUGGACAUCUGGUUUUGCAGAGAGGAGAAGUCAUUGAAGUGACUGCAACGACCGAUUGUGGAUUGCUGGAAGGAGUUACUAGAGCUGGUGCAGUUGGUUUGUUUCCGGCGCAUUGUGUUCAGGAGGUCAGACUGCGCCACUCGUCAACAAGUAAUCAGCCUCAAACCCAUUCCGGUGGAGGACAUCAUCAUCAGGAGAGACACUAUAGUGCUACUGCUCCACGGAUUAAGAAAACCAACAAUUCUCCCGGAACACCGUCAAACAACUACACACCUCGAGAUGUGGUUUUGCACCGAGCCAGACGAGGUUUCGGAUUUGUUUUACGUGGUGCCAAAGCAUCAUCGCCUCUGAUGGCUCUCAGACCCUCUGAACGUUGUCCAGCUCUUCAAUACUUGGACGAUGUAGACCCCGGCGGCGCUGCUGAUAUGGCAGGAUUGAAACCAGGAGAUUUCUUACUUGCGAUAAACGGCACCGAUGUCAGCGCUGCAUCUCACGAACGGGUCGUCGAACUGAUCCGUGCUUCUGGCGAACUCGUCCAGAUGACUGUGGUGUCUGCUCCAGCAAGUCACAACCCUGGACCUGGUGCAUUCGACGAACCCGAUAUGGGUGGGGCUGAUAUGAAUGGCAGUGGAGGAAAUCCAUAUCAUCAAUCUAUGAGACAACAUUUUGCAACGUUACCGAGAAAGGCCGGGGCAGGAAUAUUUCCUGGACAAACUGGCUCGGGUACUUUAGGGCGCGGCGGUCCGGCUCCUGCACCACCUCGACGUGACCCUCGAACAACUUUAAGCGUGGGUCGUGCGAGGGCUAAGAGCAUGGUAGCAGGUUUAGAAGGAGGUGGUGAAAAAUCAUCUGAUGAUUUGGAUUCUACUGGAAUAUCGACGACGAAAUCGAGUUCUGCCGAGUCUGUGCAGAUGUCUCCUCACUUAUCUCGUUCCGAUGGCAACCAUUCCACAUUCGCGUAUUCUCAGCACGACAGUCCAGCCAGACAUAGCAUAAACCAGAGCACAUCCGAAUACGGAAGCCCAGGAGGUAAUAGUAACCAGAAUCCGAACCAGCCUAGAACUGCUAGUAUAAGGCAGAGACCUUGUUCAAGUAGAAUUACUGCUGCAGAAUUGGAAGAAUUGUUCCAACGUCAACAGAGUUCAACGACUGGUAGUGGAAACAGAAUAUCGACAAUGAUGUGCAGUUCUCGGUUCCAAUCUGGAAUGGAUCAAAGCCCACCAGGAUCUCCAGCUAAACCUAGAGUAUACGCUAGUGUUGCUGAAAUGAAACGUAAAGGAAAGGCAUCUAUUAGAGCCAAGGCGGUAGCUGUACCUAGAGUAGAACUGCUCCAUAGAGAUUUUCACAGCACACCAGAUUUAGCAGGUAAACCGCUGGGUUCACCAGUUGCAUCCAGUCUAAGUGCAUCUGGUAGCUUAAUUGGAUCAAAUAAAUUGCCCAGUAAUUCUUGGGGGACAUGGAGUGUCAGUAGAGCCCGCCAUCGCAGUGUCGAAGAUGUCCAACAUGCUGCAGGUGCUAGACAAUUACCUCCCCCGACUCAUCCUCCACCACCGCCUCCAACAACUGGUCAACUAGUUGCUGUUGAUGUUUCUAGAGGCAAAUCGGAAUUGGAUCAGACGUCAGGAAAUACCACCAAAGCCCAAGAAAGCAUUCCAAACAGCAGUGAAGUAUCUGGAGAUCCAAAUGCAGUAAUGUCAAGUUUUAGACCUGCAACUAGUGCCAAAUUAUAUGCAUCUCCACAAGAUAUUAGAGCUGUAGGGUAUAGAGCAAAACAGCAAGAGCAAUCAAGCAAUAGAAAUCAAGUCCGAAAAUCUCAAAGUAUGCGUGAUACCAGCCAGUCGUCGACAUCAGUUCAGGACAACGCUGUGCAGCAACAAAAUCAGCAAACUUCAAAUCCUUAUGCGCAACCUAUCAGAAAGAAUAGCAUAAAUAAUACUGCAACUCUGCCUCCACCGAUACCAGAGCCCGAUUACAGUAUGAGUGAAUCUGAUGAGGAGCAAAUGCAAGGGAGGAUCAGGUCCAACACUAAUCCAAAUCUGCAAAGUAAUAGAAUAGGGGUCACAAUUCCCGUUUCGGGAGACAGGACACACGUGCAGAGAAUCAAAGUUACACAUGGAGAUAAUAAUACUAUUAUUAAUACAGAAUCACAACAACGAAUAAUACCAUCAAAUAAUACUCCUAAUGUUCAAGUCAAAUCUCAAACCAAUGGUGGAACUAACGGUAAUGGAUCAGCUAGCGAGACGAGUGGUAACAGCAAUACGAGUGGUUCCAGUACAAAUUCAACUUCUCUCGCGCAUUCAUUCUCAGUGGACGAGAUACAGAAAAUAAGGACGCGUCUUAAAUGUUCAAAGUCAUAUCCAGAUGAUUUUCUAGAACAAAAAGAAAAUCCUGCAGGAGAUGGAGAACAAGAUGGUGCCAAUACCGACACCAAUGUCACGAGAAAUGAAACUGCCGGAGAUAAUUCUUCUAGCGGCGUCAGUUCAGACCAAGAAGGAGCUGAUAUAAAUAGUAAAGGUAAAUUUUCAGAUCAAAACAAGCAACAACAUGACAAGAAGUCUCCUGCUCCAACAAAAUUGGGAACUAAUACAGUUUCUCAAUUGCGGCAACAACAUCAACUAGAAAUAAAUGGAGGCAUUCAGUCUAAUUUAGGAUUUUCCAAAACUAUGCAGAGGCAUAAUAGUCUGACCAGAAAGCAGGCUAACUCGAUUGCUCUGGCCCGGAAUCAGGGAAGUAAAACGCUUGGCAGAUCGGCAGCAGAAAGACUAGGUAUUGAGCAAACAACAGAAUCAUCCACCACCAAGCACCGCCAAUUCGGCAACAAACUCUAUCCCGAUUCAAAUCUCAUAACAACAUCAUCACGACAAGCAGUAUCAUUAGCACGCCUGCCACCACCUGCAGAAGAAAACCUGACUUCUAACGUUUCGACACAGAAUUCAAAUGCUUCAUCAGAAGUAGCCGAAGACACAUUUGUGCCUCCUCCACCAGAAUUCGUAGGUGGAGCGAGUGAUAGAGUUCUAGCACCGCCUCCUCAGUUUUCGGACGCCCAAGGCAAAGUUAGGAUUGUUGGAGCAGUUCCUAAGAAUGGCAGAUUAGGACAUCACUAAUGGAGAAAAGUUGAUGUUGAGAACAAUGGUGUGAGUGAAUCAGAAUUGGUAAUAUGACUCUAGAAUAUAAGUACCAAACUUGUUGGUAAGUUGCUUAUUCUUACUUGGAUGUAAAGAUUGUUUACUGUUUAUGUAAUUAUUAUAAAUGUAGAAAUCGAAAAAGAAUCUAGAAAUCUUUGUUUAAUCGGUCAUACAAUAUUUUUUUCGAUUUCUACUUUAUAUCGACUGAAUUUCGAUUUUGUCGAGUGUUUUGUGCAAUAUCUUUGGACGUGAUAUUUGGAAUUUGCUUAAAAUUAGAAAAAGUGGUGCCAAAAUUAAACUACGUUUGCAUAGAGUUUUGGAAGGCUUAGGUGAAUAUUUAUAUAAACUAUUUAUAUGCAGAUGAGUGAUCAAGCAUUUUUAGUAAUAAAAAUAGGACGUUUUGCUUUGAAUCAUAAACGAUGAUAUGGAACUGAAAAAAUUAGUAUACUUAAGCUGCUAAUUAAGCUUAUGUUAAAAUUAGUCGCUAAAUAAAUACGUUGUUUGUUUAUUUAAGUAUAUACAGAAAAUUGAAGGGAUUUGUGUAACAAAUGAGUGUAAUGAAGAAUUCUCGAUUAAUAUUAACCUAUUAUUGAUCAAACAAAUGUUUUGAUCGAUUAAGUAUGGUUAAGAAGAACCUGAUUACAGUACUUUUAUAUGUAUUAAACCAUGCGGUACAAGACGUAUUCAUCUUCAAUGUCAAUUCUAAUAUUUCUGCAUCUGUGAGGAUAUUCAAUGAGACAAGAAAAUUAAGGCUGCUCUGGUGUAAAUCAGAAAUGUACUCGGCACAAUUCUCAAAUAAUUGUAGGCCCAACAUUUAGUUUUUGUUUGGUGAAUUUUCUUAAACAUUAUCCAUAUUGAUUCAGAUAGAUGAUCCGUACUUUAACUAUUAAUAACUUUACAAAAUUAUUCCUAACAUUUGUGUUAUAUUUUC